CCCUCCGGCCCCGCCCAGGGCCGCCAGGAGGAGCCGCGAGCAGAUCCCCAAUCCCCGCAGCCGCUAGUUACGGGGUGUCCGCGUAGCGCGGGUCCCGCCGCCGCGGCAUGUCGCAAAAGCCGAAGAGUCGGGGCCGCGCCGGCACCCAGGCCGAGCGGGGCAGCGGCGGCGAGGAGGCCCCGAGCACGUCCCGCGGGCAGGGCGGCGCCGCGUCGCAGGGCGGCCGGCGGGCCGAGGCUUCCCCCGCGCCGGGGCCGCGGUCGCAGAAGCAGCUGGAGCUGAAGGUGGCGGAGCUGGUGCAGUUCCUGCUGAUCAAGGACCAGAGGAAGAUCCCGAUCCGUCGCACCGACAUCCUGCGGCACGUGGUCGGGGACUACAAGGACGUGCUCCCGGAGCUGCUGCGGCGGGCGGCCGAGCGCCUGGAGUACGUGUUCGGGUACCGGCUGGUGGAGCUGGAGCCCCGGAGUAACACCUACAUCCUGGUCAACACGCUGGAGCCGGUGGAAGAGGACGCGGAGAUGCGCGGCGACCAGGGCACUCCCACCACCGGGCUGCUCAUGAUCGUGCUGGGGCUUAUCUUCAUGAAGGGCAACAGCAUCAAGGAGACCGAGGUCUGGGACUUCCUGCGGCGCCUCGGGGUGCACCCCACCAAGAAGCACCUCAUCUUCGGGGAUCCGAAGAAGCUCAUCACCGAGGACUUCGUGCGGCAGCGGUACUUGGAGUACCGGCGCAUCCCUCACACGGACCCCGUGGACUACGAGCUCCAGUGGGGCCCGCGCACCAGCCUGGAGACCAGCAAGAUGAAGGUGCUCAAGUUCGUGGCCAAAGUCCACAAUCAGGAUCCCAAGGACUGGCCGGCGCAGUACUGUGAGGCUUUGGCGGAGGAGGAGGCCAGGGCCAGACCCCAGACCGGGGGCGCGGCCCCAACCCCAGCCCCUUCCUCUUGAAACCUGAGACAGACUCGGAGAGACCCCGGGGAAGGGCUGGGGGUGGGAGGGAGCAUUUUGCUGUAACCCUUAAAUGUGUGUAGUAGUUUUAGGAUGUGUUUGCAAUCUUUUCUUCUUGUGAUAUUAUAAGUCACUUUGGUUCCGAAUUUUCAUUUAUAAAAAUCUUAGAGGAUGAUUUAUUUUGUUUUGGUUUGUCUUACUGUCUGUAUUUUUUUAAUUGGUAUAAAAGUCUUGCUAACUUUAUAAAGCGAAUUGAAAGUUUUCUACCAUGUUAUGGAAAUAGUCAUUUAAAGGAAAGAACACGUCAGUAAGCUGCUUUCAUGCGAAGGAAAUAAAACGAAGUGGCUCUUGUCUGGCCUCUGGACUACUCAACUCUGUAAGGAAAAAGAAAAGUCUGUAAAUUGAAAACUAAAAUGUAACUGCCUAUAUCUGUACUUAUCUUAGCAUAGCUAUUUUAAAAAUAUAUUUUCCAUGUGUAUAAGUGUUAUGAGUCAUUCUAAGCAAUGUAUGCAUUGUAUUUUUUCCAGAUAAUUUUUUGUGUGGCUGACCAUUUAGUUCCUUUUUUUCUGUUUUUUUUUUUGUUUUUGAUUUUUGGUUUUUUUGCUACUAUAGUUAUAAUAAACACUGUAUUUUUGAAGCAGGUAAGCAUUGUGCACUUAUUUUAACCGUAAGUCAUGAGAUUUCAUGACUGAAAAAUAGCAUCUUAACAAAAAAAGAAAAAUAAAUUUUACCACGUAUCAUUCAGGUAAAUAGUGUUUUGUGGAAGUUGCUCUAUUUUUAUGUGUGUGUGCAUAUUGGAUCAUGAUGUAAAAUACAUUUCUUUCUGUGUGUCACAGAGAAGUGUUAAUGAUUAACCAUACCUACUUGAGAAUCAGACUACGUGGGUUCAGAGCCUCCCUCUGCGUAACUGGCUGUAGGAAUUUAAGCAGGUUAGGUUUGUAUACAGACCUUUCCUCACCUGUAAAAUGGGUUGAUGAUGCAUGUUAUUGUGUGUGGUAGUGUGAUAAUUAGAUAGGGAAGUAUACCUAGAGAUCUUGGCACAGUCUGAGGCUGUGGGGGAUUUUAGUUGUUACUUUGUUCCUUAAAAUGUGUUUAUUCUUGGUCUGGAGCAGUUAAAAAAUUUUUUUAAGGUUUUCUUUCCUUAUUUUGUUCUAAAUCAUUCCUCAAAUUGGAAUUACUAGUUCAAAAAUAUGACUAUUCUAGUCUGACUCUGUUGUAUGGUUUUAUGGAAAAACGUAACUCAUGGUAUAUGGUGAGUAGAGCCCAUGUAAACAGUAAGAGCAGAAAGUAAGAUCUACCCCAGAUUGGAGAGGUCUCUGUAGUGUAGUGAAUAGCGUAUGGGGUUUCGAGGUUGUCUGACAGACUGAAUUCAAAUUACGGCUCAUGCUAUUGCAACAUGGUGAUUUGGCAUAGGUUUUAAGCUCUCUCAUUCUCAAUUUCUUUAUGUGUAAAUGGGAAAAACAAUAACUAUAUCAUAGUUGUAUGGAUUAAAUGAGCCUGAAGAAAAGCUGGUAUAGUGGCCUUUCAUUGUAUUUCUCCAUAGCCUCUGGCAAAAUGCUGUUUAUAUACAGAGGUUCAACAGUUAAUUAUUCAGCAGGUGAAUAAGUAUGAUUGUUGGGGGGGGGGAGGUACUGCAAAUUAAUCAUGAAAUGAGAUAAAUACUUAAAAAAAGAAAAAUGUGUAUUGAUCAACCCUGGACUAGAGUCAUCUAGAAGAAUCUGGUGGGUAUGUGGUUGUGUGGAGCAAUGGGUUAGAUGACUGGGUUUUACUUUAUUCUGUUGAACUGGAAUUUGCAUUUAUUUUAUCAGUGAAUAUAGUUGGUCCUUAAAGGCAUUUCUUCUUGGUUUGCGUUUAUUUCAGUGUAUGAAUUACCUUCUGGCUAAGCAUUCUGCUUACUCAAUGACCUCUUUCCCCUCUGGGGUGUUCUAAUGCUGGGAUUUUCAUCUGUACAGGGCGGAAAAUAUCAUUAUGCACGAUGCAGUGUCAGUUAUAUCUGAGGCACAUGUUUUCCCCACACUUUUCUUGUAGAGAUGUUAACAAUUUACCAUCAGUGGAUUACCAUUUUGUUUCAAAUUUUAAAGUAGAAAACAUUACAGACCGGAUCAAGCCCUUGUAUCUUUUCACCCUUCCCAGAGGUGUCAAGAAUUUGUCGCUAUUGUGCCAUUGUCUAGUUAAUACAAUAUAAUGUUUAAUAUAUGAAAAAUAAAUACAGUUGACCCUUGAACAACCCAGGUUUGAACAGCAUGGUCCACUUACGUGCAGAUUUUUUUCAGUAAAUAUGGAGUACAUUUACAGGCUGGGAGAUGGGUAUGCGGGGCAUUGUUAUACUGUUUUCUCUGGUUUUGCAUAUGUAUGAAAUUUUCCAUAACAAAAAUUAAAAGAAAUA
Physeter macrocephalus (sperm whale) is the source of this 3333-nucleotide messenger RNA. It is a transcript of the gene NSMCE3, whose product is annotated as NSE3 homolog, SMC5-SMC6 complex component. The transcript has a single exon. The record is from RefSeq and is a predicted model, not a curated record. NCBI's taxonomy places the organism in Eukaryota, Metazoa, Chordata, Mammalia, Artiodactyla, Physeteridae. Gene Ontology annotation, biological process: negative regulation of transcription by RNA polymerase II. Bases 108 to 947 code for a protein of 279 amino acids. Gene Ontology annotation, cellular component: nucleus.